Molecule: messenger RNA, 3785 nt
Organism: Gadus morhua (Atlantic cod)
Lineage: Eukaryota; Metazoa; Chordata; Actinopteri; Gadiformes; Gadidae
Gene: ppp1r14bb
Product: protein phosphatase 1, regulatory (inhibitor) subunit 14Bb
Exons: 4
Coding region: 423-809 (128 amino acids)
Biological process (GO): innate immune response; regulation of phosphorylation
Cellular component (GO): cytoplasm
Molecular function (GO): protein serine/threonine phosphatase inhibitor activity
Source: RefSeq, a predicted model, not a curated record
CGUAUCUCCCGGCACGAGGAGGACAGUGUUGCCAGAUUGGGCCAGAUUUCCCGCACAAUCUGGCAACCCUUGAGGAGGAAAGAGCCGAAGAAAGGAGCCAUCCGCGCGUGUGAUUUGUCUUUGUAGAGCCGACUCGGUGAACGUCUCGCGUCGGGAACUUUGUUGGCUUUUCUGCAUGAAGUCGAGUCAGCAUUCCUUCAACUCGAAUACACUAAGAUUGCAAAUUAAAUCCGUUUUUGUUCGUCCUUUUUGUUUUUGAAAAGGGGACGAAUGCCAUGUCCAUUUGGUUUUGGAUUUAAACCAAAGGUCUAACUGGGACCACAAAAGACCGUCCACACACAACAGGUCUACAACUCGCUCCUCUUUGUAUUUUCAGCCGUUAACAGGGAUUUCUUUGUUUUUUUUUAUAUACUUGACCUAUCAUGGCUGCUGUGACAAGCCCAGAGACGAGCCCGCAACCCCGGGUAUAUUUCCAGACGCCGACCGGCACCACGGAAGAACCGGAGACACCGGUCCGUAAGCAGGGACGCGUCACGGUCAAAUACGACCGAAAGGAGCUCCGGAAGAGACUGAACCUGGAGGAAUGGAUUAUCGAUCAGCUCACGGACCUCUACGACUGUGAGGAGGAGGCCAUCCCUGAGCUGGAGAUUGACGUGGACGAGCUUCUGGACAUGCCCAGUGACCUCGAACGGGCUGCCAGGGUCAAGGAGUUGGUGGUUGAAUGUUUCAAGCCCACGGAGAUCUUCGUGUCCGAGCUACUGGAUAAGAUCCGAGGGAUGCAGAAACUCUCCACGCCUCAGAAGAAAUGAUAGAACCUCCAACAUCCUGUCCUCAUACUCCUCCUCCUCCUACCCCUCCUCCUCCUCCUCUUCCUCAUCCCCCCACCAUCUCCUCUUAAGUUCCCUUUGUUUACUCUGUCUUCCUACCUCGCCUCACUUCUCCAUUUUCCUCAGUCCUCCUCCUGCCCUCCCCGUUUUUCCUUCCCAACCCUACAUUGUUUCUCCUCCCUCCCUCCCUCCCUCCCUCCCUCCCUCCCUCCCUCCCUCCCCCCUCCCCCCCUCUCCUAGGAGAACCCCAGGCCAAGCUGAACCCGAGUCGUCGGUUGCUUUUCACGUUCAGCGUUCUCACCCCGAACCACAUGGUUGUCGGGGAAAGAUAAAAAGCUGUUUGUCCUGACUAGACAAAAGCCGCCUUCUUCAUGUUGGCGACAAACGUGUAUAUUCCUCCUGCUGGUGUUAGUUUACAACACCGGGCUGGAGAUUUAGCAGGAAAAUUAAACACGAUGGCGCCAUCUUCUCGUUACCGGAGAAUAGAUUAAUUAAUAAGAACAAGAGGAAAGGAGUCGGACGAAAGGGGGGCGGGGUACUCUGUCAAAGCAGCCAAUCAGCUUCAAACAGGGUUUAUUUCUGAACUAUUACGUUUUUAUUUUUUUUAUUUUUUUAUUGUCUUUCUUUUGUGAAAGGUUUAAAUUUGAUGUAAAUAAUUCAAUUUCCACGGCCAUGGUUUAACUUAAGACUAUUUUCGUGGGGUUUUGUUUUAUUUUUACUAUUCAUUGUUUCGGAAACAAUGUUUUUGUUUUUUAGUGGCCAAUGGGGUGCCUGGAGUUUGUAAUACGUUGAAUUAUUCACUCUUAUCCUUAUCCAUAUUCUAUCUUCGCCACUAUCAGUUUGAAACUUUUUGAGGAAACAGGUUGAUUGUUUUGAAAAACCUAAUUCUUGAAGGGAAACGUUUUACGUACUUCGAAUCCACUGAAGUCAGAAGCAUUUCUCAUUCGUAUCCCGAACGAAUGCAAAUUCACCGAUAAUUAAAAAUUACCAUCUGACACAUCUACCACUAUAACACUUUUACUUUUGUUACUAUGCGCUCACAAGCAUAGCUAAGACCCCGGAAGGGCCUUAUAUUUGUUCUGUUCAAAGUCCUCAUAAAGAUAGUGUGUGUGUAGGAUCCUUCAUAGUGUAAGGUAACCUUUUCAGUACGAUAGUUCGCUCAUUCCUGUCUUCUGCUGUUUUCCGUACGACAAAUCAGUUUUAGUAAAGGACCAGGUCCUCACUUUUCACACACAUUUUCCACAUCAACACAUGGGGACCUAAAUCGCAAAAUGCCUUCUUUCUUGCUGUCUCGUUUCUCACCGUCUUUCUGUCUGUUGAUCUCUCUCUCUAGUUUCUAGUUUCUUUCAGACGCAUCAGCUUACCUUAUCUCUUUUGCUCUCCACACGUUUGGUGGCCAGAAAUUGGAGUUGAACUCAAACGACCUCAACUGGCCUCACUGGGUCAGCAUUCUUAAACUGAAGUGUUUGGUUCAGAGCAAUGUCGGUAACACACACACGCACGCAUAUAUACACAUACAUACACGCGCACACACACACACACCAGUAAGGGGUUUAGAGGUGAUGAGCGGACCAGCUGGGAGUGGAGAGACAUUGUAUGGGAGGACAGGCCCUUGUGGAAGAUUAAAGCUCCAAUGCCUCAAUGCAUUGAAUCACUUCCUACGGGCACCGCACAUACAGACAGGGAGCACUCGCGCACAAAAACAAACGCCCCCUCUGGGUCGACGGCAGCGGAAACACAUUUGAAAACCACAGCUGCAUCUCGCAAACACACAGGCACCCCGUCCUCUCGCUCUCUCUCAUUCCUCCUCAUGCAUGCUCGCCCUUGUACACGUACAUGUGUGUGCACAGGCACGCGCACAUACACACGCAGGCAGAUGGAGGAAGGAGAUCCUUGGACGACUCACAAGGUCUCAGUGUUUUCCUUCCUCGGGUGCCAAUCAUCUCCAAGAAUAAGCCAUCUGUUCCUGGUUCUGAGCCAAUCGGAAUCGAGGACAUGGCCCAUCUGCCAAUGGGAUGAGUGCAGGUGGAUUGGUAGCAACCAAUCGGCAGCGGCCGCGGCGUCAGCUGACUAGACAGCGAAACACUGCUCCCCUCUUCUCCUCUGCUGUUUUCAUCCCCCUGUUCUGUCCUUCCCUCUACUCUCCUCUCCUUUUUUAAAACAGAUGUUGCCUUAGGUAUUAUUUAUGUUAUACAAACCAAAUAAAUGGAAGACAUUUUCUUUCUUUCUUUUUUUUUUAAAUGUGUGUUAUAUUGGAACCUCUGUUACCGUACAGAGUUGUGGCAAAGUGUAAAAAAAAGGAAAAAAUAAGGAAACAAAAAAAUACCUAGACUCUUCUGCAGAUCUUUUUCAAUCAUUGGAAAUUGAAAGAUUCCAGUUUGGGUUUUUUUAUGUUCUAGAAGUGGGUGUUUAAUACGUAGGCCUUGAUGCAGUGGUUUGUUUAGAAGACCAUUUGAUUACCGGUCUGUUUUUAAUUGUGCUCAUGACACUUCUUAACGCCAGGCCUUGGGUUUAAUAUGUAGUCAAGAAUAAAUCCACUCAGAUACAUACUGGUGCGAUUGCUUUUGCCUGCCCAUACUGUCAAUCCCCUAAUCAGGAUGGACUGCAUCGUUUGGGGAAAUGCUGUGAUGGGUCAAAUUUGUAGCAGGCAUAUUCAAUCAUGAACUAAAUCUGAGUGAAUUUCGUUCCUUUUUCUAAAUCCCAGUUUGGAUUAUAUCUUCCUAGACUGUUACUAAAAAAAGUCUUUUUUUUCACUGUUCGAGGGAAAAUGUCCUAAAUAUAGAUACGGUUUAUAACCCGUCAUUGGGGUGAAGAGCUAAUACCAUACAGAUUAGAGAGGAUUUGAUAUUGAUUUCAUCAAGCCACCCAACAAAUGUAGCAAUAUCAACAAAAGGUCUUGUUUUUGCCCAGUUUUGUUACACUUUUAUGCAACUUUAAUAAAAAUACAUCAAAUGAAAA